AUGAAGUUCCUCGCCACCGUUGGCGUCCUCGCUUCCGCAGCUCUCGCUGCCCCCAACCCCGAGCCUUGGUGCUACCGCAUCGGCGAGCCCUGCUGGAAGAUCAAGCGUUCGGCCGAGGCCUUCGUCAGCGCUAUCCAGUCCGUGGGCGGUCUCGAAUCUCGCUCCGAGCACCAGGGCAUCCCCAACGAUGUUGCUCUGUCCGCCAUCCAGGGCCUUGACCAGCUCUCCACCCUGAUCCUCUACGCCUCCGAGGAUCCCACUGCCUUCCUCCAGAACGGAACCGAGACUGCCCCCGGCAAGCGCGACGUCGAAGUCAAGAUGGACAGGCGAUGGUGCUUCCGCAUCGGAAUGCCUUGCUGGAUCCCCAAGCGAGACGAAGCCCAAGUCCAGGAGGAGAAGCGCCAGGCCGAGAUCCAGGAGAAGAAGCGAUGGUGCUACCGCAUCGGCGAGCCUUGCUGGAUCCCCAAGCGAGGUGACGCUGAAGUCCAGGAGGAGAAGCGCGAAGUCGAAGUCCAGGAGGAGAAGCGAUGGUGCUACCGCAUCGGCGAGCCUUGCUGGAUCCCCAAGCGAAGCGACGAGGUCUCCGAGGAGAAGCGCGCGUGCUUCCAGAACGGCGGAGACUGCUGGAAGGCCAAGCGUGUCGCCGAGGCCGUCCUUGCAGCCACCCUCGAGGGCGAUGAGAAGCGAGACGUCGAGGAGGAGACUCCCGAGAAGAAGUGGUGCUACCGCAUUGGCCAGCCCUGCUGGAAGGCCAAGCGCGAUGUUGAGCUCAUCCAGGACGUGGCUCGCAGCGCCAUCGAGGGCAUGUACUAG
Messenger RNA from Trichoderma aggressivum f. europaeum, 813 nucleotides. RefSeq lists its product as uncharacterized. The transcript has a single exon. Lineage: Eukaryota; Fungi; Ascomycota; Sordariomycetes; Hypocreales; Hypocreaceae. The record is from RefSeq and is a predicted model, not a curated record. The coding region runs from base 1 to 813 and encodes 270 amino acids.